UAUUUUAAAAAAAGAAAACAUUAGGUUUUUAUCGUGAUCUUGACUCUAUCUAUAUUUAAUUCGUUUAGACAACACCAUGUUAUUUUUCUAACAUAAUGCAUUCAUAUUGACGAUUAAAAAUGUGAAAAUAAUUAAGAAAUGUUUUUAGGUGAUAGUCUUCGAGAAAAUGCAGCAAAGAGAGAGACAAAAAGAGAGAGAGAAAAAGCAAUUGAAAUUCUAGAGUAAGAAACGAUUUGAGGACCCUCAAGAAAAGAAAAAAAAAAAUCAAUGGAGACUUCAAGAACGGUUGGGUAUGAUGUAUUCAUCGAUUACAGUUCUAAGGAUACACGCCACUCCUUCGUCAGCCACCUCCACGCCGCUUUCGGGCGGAGAGGUAUCUCGGUGUUCCUUGCAGAGCACUGCACCCUCUCCGAGGCAACACUGAAGCCCGGUUUCGAGUUAGCCAACGAAAUUCAGUUGGCGAUUGAGAGAUCUAAAAUAUAUGUGGUGGUUUUCUCCAAGAACUACGCGUCCUCGCCUCUCUGCUUGGAAACACUCAUGACGUUUAUGGAUCUCCAACGGCGUAAAGACGGCCCGGUGGUGAUUCCGGUUUUUUAUGGUGACGUUACUCGAUCGAUCGUUGAGCAACAGACAGAAAGAUUCAAAGAGGAUUUUUCCAAGCACCGUGGUUUUUUCUCCGAUGAGAAAGACCGAGUAGAAAGAUGGAGAAAGGGUCUGACAGAAGCGGCCAAAUUACAUGGCCAUGAAUCAAUUGAACAACAAAAUGACUCGGAGUUAGUAGAAGAUAUCGUUGCGGAUGUGCGGGAGAGGUUGUGUCCAACAGGUAUGAUCGGGUUCUACUCGAGGUUGCUUGGGAUAGAAAACUUGCUUUUCAAGCAAUCUCAUGACAUAUACCGAUUAGGGAUUUGGGGUAUGCCUGGCAUUGGCAAGACAGCCAUUUCUCAAGAAUCCUUUAACCAAAUGACUAAGCACUUUGAAACUCAGUGCUUCAUCCAAGACUUCCACGUAGCGUUUAAUGAUAAGGGAUUAUACGUAUUGCGGGAAGAAUAUUUGAUCGACAAACUUAGAGAGAAAAGAGUUCUUGUUGUUCUUGAUGAUGUGCGCAAUCCAAUGGAUGCUGAGUCUUUCCUAGGAGGAUUUGAUCAUUGUUUUGGUCCCGAAAGUUUAAUGAUCAUAUCAUCCCGAGAUAAACAAGUUCUUCAUCAGUGUCAGGUUGAUAGUGUUUACGAGAUACCGGCUUUAAACAAGAAGGAGGCUCAACGGUUAUUCACCCGGUUUGCAUUUUCAGAAAAAGAACCAAGUGAUACUAAUCUUAUAGAAGUGUCAAAGAAGGUCGUUGAGUAUGCUGAUGGAAAUCCUUUAGCUCUCUGUCACUAUGGCAGAGAGCUGGGGAAGAAGAAACCGGAAGAAGUGGUGGCGGAAUUCGAGAAGAUUAAGCAAUCUCCUCCGCGGGAGAUUAUGCAUGUGUUUAAGAGCAGCUAUGAUGAGCUCAGCGAAAAUGAGAGGAGCAUAUUCUUAGACAUUGCUUUUUUCUUUAACGGUGAAAACCUCGAUUAUGUCAUGCGUAUACUUGAAGGGUGUGGUUUCUUCCCACACGUUGGUAUUGACCGUCUUGUAGAACGGUCUUUAUUGAUGAUAUCAAAGAACAACAAUGUUGAGAUGCAAAUUUUGAUUCAGGAUAUUGCUCGGAAUAUCGUCAAUGAAGAAAAAAAUCAAAUCACAAGGCAUCGCAGAUUGUGGGAUCCUUCAAUCAUUAAAUCAUUUCUAGAAGAAAAUAAACCUAAGGGGACUGAAGUUAUUGAAGGAAUUUUUCUAGACACAACAAAAUUAACCGUUGAUGUUAAUCCUAAGGCCUUUGAGAAUAUGUAUAAUCUUAGACUAUUGAAGAUCUACAGUUCAAACUCUGAAAGUACUCAAGAAUUCCAUCUUCCCAAGGGACUCCGCUCUUUGCCUUAUGAGCUCAGGCUACUUCAUUGGGAAAAGUAUCCGUUGCGAUCGUUUCCUGAAGACUUUGAUCCUAGACACCUUGUUGAACUCAAUAUGCCUUAUAGUCAUCUUCAGAAUCUCUGGGAAGGAACCAAGAGUUUGGUGAAGUUGAAGAUAAUAAAUCUUAGCCAUUCUCAGCAACUAGUUGAAGUUGAUGUACUUUUGAAAGCUUGUAGUCUUGAGCAAAUCCAUCUUCAAGGUUGCACAAGCUUGGAGAGCAUCCCACACAUUGAUCAGCUAGAGAAUCUUCAACUUCUGAAUCUUUCUGGUUGCACGAGACUCAAACGUAAAGAGAUUCUAGAGGAAAUAAAAAAACUUGAUCCAGAAGGCGGGUUAAGAGAAACAAAAUUUGAAUCAUUGGUGUUCUCCACGUUAGUAGAGCUGGAACUUGAGGAUAACACCGAGAGCUUUUCAUAAGAACAAAAAAAAGAUUUGAUAUGUUAAAACUUUCAGGUUUCCUCCCAGAGAUGUCUUAAAAGAAGUAGGGGAUUGUAAUCUAAACAGAGACAGUCGUUGCGAAAUUACCCUAAUUAGAGCUUGAAACUCUGAUGAGAGUCUUGUUAUUUGACAUUGGACAGAAAGUAGAAGAAAAUGAUGUUCAAUAUUUUUUUUA
This is a messenger RNA of Arabidopsis lyrata subsp. lyrata, 2599 nucleotides long. Its product is annotated as probable WRKY transcription factor 16. Bases 268 to 2403 code for a protein of 711 amino acids. Gene Ontology annotation, biological process: signal transduction; defense response. The record is from RefSeq and is a predicted model, not a curated record. Lineage: Eukaryota; Viridiplantae; Streptophyta; Magnoliopsida; Brassicales; Brassicaceae. The transcript is spliced from 4 exons. Gene Ontology annotation, molecular function: ADP binding.